Molecule: messenger RNA, 1761 nt
Organism: Cucurbita maxima (winter squash)
Lineage: Eukaryota; Viridiplantae; Streptophyta; Magnoliopsida; Cucurbitales; Cucurbitaceae
Product: coiled-coil domain-containing protein SCD2-like
Exons: 18
Coding region: 1-1677 (558 amino acids)
Biological process (GO): cytokinesis by cell plate formation
Source: RefSeq, a predicted model, not a curated record
AUGGAUCGGAGGAGACCUGCUAGUCCAGUCUACGCAAGGCAGUGGAGUGGCGGCUCGAGCAGCACAGGAUCGUCCUCUCCUGCCAUGUCGCCGGCUCAUCCUCAGUCUCGAUUGGGUACGUCUUCCACCAUUAAGCGCGCUCAGAAUGUUGCUGCCAAGAAAGCUGCUGAACGUUUGGCUCAGGUCAUGGCGCAGACCCCUGAGGACGAUGAUGAAGACGAUGAUCUCAACUUUCGAUUCGCUGCCCCACCUCCUCCUCGUACUCACUCGUCUUAUCAAAGUGUUGUUAAUAGUAACAGUACCAAUUCGUUUCAUACGAUUUCGGGUCCCAGGAUUAACAGAUCUCCGUCCCCCGCGUUAGGUCGGAAUUUCGUAGAGCAUGUUCCUCAAGUUCGAUCCACAUCAGCUGGUAGAUCAUCGAUGUCCGUGCGUUCCACACAGAUCGUACCACCGAGUAAAUCAUCACUCAGAACUCCAGUCUCUAUACCUCCAAUUGAACCUCCUUCUAAUAGGAAUUCAGAUAGAAGGUUUACACCAGAUAUCGGACAGGUGAACUCCAAAGAUGCAGGAGAUCAGCGGGAAGCUUCUGCACUACGUGAUGAGCUUGAUAUGCUUCAAGAAGAGAAUGAGAAUUUACUCGAAAAGCUUCGACUAGCAGAAGAUAAACGGGAAGAAGUGGAGGCUAGAGCUAGAAUGCUAGAGAAACAGGUUGCUACUCUUGGAGAGGGUGUAUCCUUGGAAGCUAAGUUAUUGAGCAGGAAAGAAGCAGCCCUGCGUCAAAGAGAGGCUGCACUCAAAGCUGCAAAACCAACCAAGGAUAGUAGAAAUGAAGAAAUUGCUGCUCUUCGUUCAGAAAUUGAGAACUUAAAAGAUGAGUCAUCAGCUGCUACAGAACAGCUCCGGGAAGCAGAAUCUGAAGCAAAGGCUCUACGUGUAAUGACACAGAGAAUGAUUUUGACACAAGAAGAGAUGGAGGAGGUUGUUUUGAAGAGGUGUUGGCUUGCUCGCUAUUGGGGCUUAGCUGUUCAAUAUGGCAUAUGUGCGGAUAUAGCAAUCUCAAAACAUGAGUAUUGGUCUUCUUUAGCUCCUCUGCCAUUCGAAGUUGUUAUUUCUGCAGGACAGAAGGCUAAGGAGGAGCCUGAAGGUCGAAAUGAUCAAGAUAGGAGUAAGCUCAUCCAGGACUUAAAUGAUCUCUCCGGGGAAGGGAAUAUUGAGAGUAUGCUUUCAGUUGAAAUGGGAUUGAGAGAAUUAACAUCUCUAAAGGUUGAAGAUGCAACUGUGCUUGCAUUGGCGCAACAUAGGCGUCCAAGUUUGGUUCAUCAAUCUGAUUCAAAAGCGUCUGCUGAUCCGAAGUUUUCUGAGGCUUUUGAACUAAGUGAAGCUGAAGCUGAAGAUGUUCUCUUUAAGGAGGCUUGGCUUACAUACUUUUGGAGAAGAGCCAAGGCAUAUGGUGUCGAUGAGGAUGUUGCAGAUGAGCGCCUCCAGUUUUGGAUCAGUCGUAGUGGGCAGCCUCCGACUUCACAUGAUGCUGUGGAUGUUGAACGAGGUCUUGUAGAGCUCAGAAAACUUGGAAUAGAACAACAGCUUUGGGAGGCAUCUAGAAAGGAAAUCGAUCAAUCUUCUGCAUUUUCACUCAGUAGUCACAAAUCUGCAAAAGAGUUAGACACCUUAUCCUGAAAGAUCGCCCGCAUUUAAACGGAUCGCAAUAGAAGGCCAAGCCAAUCACACAAGGCCAGUGAGCCACAACAGCCAUACCACAGC